AGAGCGACGGUCAGGCUGUGGGAUGACGUGUCUGGAUCUGAAAGUGGGUUAUCGCCAGCUUUCCCCAUGUCACCGUCCUGCGCAGGAACGUUGAUUUAUUCAGUGUGACAGAUAUACCUCAUUUUUUACUUAUGUAAAUAUUGUUUAUUUUGACGUGAUUUAGCUGACACUAAAAGAAAAGAAAAUGUGCAUCUUGUAUAAUAGCCCUCCAGUUGUGAGACUUCUCUUUCUUCUGCUGACUGGAAGCUUGCACAUCGCUUCGAGUUUUUAUCUUCCGGGUUUGGCUCCUGUCAGUUUCUGUGAAAAAGAUCAAGCUGCGAAAGACCAAGAAACACCGGACUGCCGGUCUGAAAUCGAGCUGUUUGUGAACAGAUUGGAUUCUGUGGAGUCUGUCCUGCCCUACGAAUACACAGCGUUUGAUUUCUGCUCUAUAGAGACUGAAAAACGGCCUUCUGAGAAUUUAGGCCAAGUUUUGUUUGGAGAGAGAAUUGAACCAUCCCCAUAUAAGUUACACUUUAAGAAGAAUGAAGAAUGUAAACAUGUAUGUACUAAAACUUAUGACACAAAGAAACAAGAAGAUAAGCAAAAACUGGAAUUCUUGAAGAAAGGGAUGCUUCUGAAUUAUCAGCAUCAUUGGAUUGUUGAUAACAUGCCUGUGACAUGGUGUUAUGAUGUUGAAGACGGACAGAAAUUUUGCAAUCCUGGCUUUCCUAUUGGAUGUUAUGUUAACAAAGAGGGUCUGCAAAAGGAUGCUUGCGUUAUUAAUGGGGAGUUUAAUGAGAAGGACACAUUUUACAUUUUCAACCAUGUAGAUAUCAAAAUAUUUUACCAUGUUGUUGAGAAUGAAGCUGCAGGGGCAAGACUUGUUGCGGCAAAAAUGGAACCGAAAAGCCAUAAACACACCCAUAUUGACAAUCCAGAUUGUCCUGAUAUUCCUAUGGACAUAAGCAACACAUUUUCUGGGGAGCUCAAAAUCGCUUAUACCUAUUCUGUCAAGUUUUUGGAAGACCCAAACAUCCGAUGGGCUUCGAGGUGGGAUUAUAUCCUAGAGUCCAUGCCACACACCAACAUUCAAUGGUUUAGCAUCAUGAAUUCUCUCGUAAUUGUGCUGUUUCUUUCUGGUAUGGUGGCUAUGAUCAUGCUUCGCACUCUACACAAAGAUAUUGCCAGAUACAAUCAGAUGGACUCAGUUGAGGAUGCUCAGGAGGAAUUUGGUUGGAAACUUGUCCACGGGGAUGUUUUCAGACCACCGAGGAAGGGAAUGCUUCUCUCUGUUUUCCUUGGGUCUGGAACACAGAUCUCCAUCAUGACUUUUGUCACUCUGUUUUUUGCAUGCCUGGGAUUUUUAUCACCUGCUAACAGAGGAGCCCUGAUGACAUGCGCUGUAGUGCUGUGGGUUCUGCUGGGAACUCCAGCAGGUUAUGUUGCUGCCAGAUUCUACAAGUCCUUUGGUGGUGAAAAGUGGAAAACAAAUGUUCUGCUGACAGCUUUCUUAUGCCCAGGGAUUGUGUUUGCUGAUUUCUUUUUGAUGAACUUGAUCUUAUGGGGAGAGGGCUCUUCAGCGGCCAUACCAUUUGGCACACUGGUUGCCAUCUUGGCUUUGUGGUUCUGCAUAUCUGUGCCACUGACAUUCAUUGGCGCUUACUUUGGCUUUAAGAAGAAUGCAAUUGAGCAUCCAGUGCGCACCAACCAGAUUCCACGUCAAAUUCCGGAACAGUCCUUUUACACUAAACCCCUCCCUGGAAUCAUCAUGGGAGGAAUUCUACCCUUUGGGUGCAUUUUCAUCCAGCUUUUCUUCAUUCUCAACAGCAUCUGGUCCCAUCAAAUGUAUUACAUGUUUGGGUUUCUGUUCCUGGUCUUUAUCAUUCUGGUGAUCACAUGUUCUGAAGCCACAAUCCUCUUGUGUUACUUCCACCUUUGUGCAGAGGAUUACCACUGGCAGUGGCGAUCUUUCCUGACCAGUGGGUUUACUGCAUUGUACUUUCUAGUAUAUGCCGUGCAUUACUUCUUUUCAAAGCUUCAAAUUACAGGAUUAGCAAGCACAAUUUUGUACUUUGGAUACACUAUGAUAAUGGCUUUGAUCUUUUUCCUUUUUACAGGAACAAUUGGAUUCUUUGCCUGUUUUUGGUUUGUGACCAAAAUCUACAGUGUGGUGAAAGUGGACUAAGAUGACUACAGUUGGCUCUAUUUUUCCGGCUUGGAUUCUUCAGGAAUGGUGUACAUUUGACUGAAAGUCUUGGCAUUGAUGUGAUUUAAUAACAAUCAUAAUAAAAUCUAACAUUUGUAAAUUUGUUUCAAAUGCUAAUUGAUUUCCAUUCCUAUAUUACCUUAGAGGUACAAAACAUUAUGAGUUGAGUUGCAUAUGAAAUGCCUUAUCACUACAGUUAAGACAGAAAAAAAGAACUGGAGUUUGUAAAUAUUGCAAUUACUUUAUACUACCAGAAUUUAACCACCCAGCAAACAUUAGGCUUAAGCAUUUAACAUACAUACUGUAGGCACUGAAAAGUUGCAGUCCAAUAAAUAUAACUGUAAAUAACAUUUUGUAAUACUGAAGGAAAGAUUAAUCAUGAUAUGUGCGUAAAAGUAAGUUUAGAUCUGUUAGUAACAAGAGUUUUUGAUUUCUUUUUUUACCCUUGUUUUUGUGUGUUGAAAUGGUGCAGUCUUUAAGUUGUUAAUCUGUUGAGCUUUUUCGUUUAACUUAUAUAUUUGCCUUUACACUUUGUGCCUCUUCGAUAUUUUGAUUUGUAAAUUUAUAGUAAUAAAUGGUGUACAAAUGUUUGCAUUGUGUAACUAGGGU
Lepisosteus oculatus (spotted gar) is the source of this 2797-nucleotide messenger RNA. RefSeq names its product transmembrane 9 superfamily member 2 (gene tm9sf2). Gene Ontology annotation, biological process: protein localization to membrane. NCBI's taxonomy places the organism in Eukaryota, Metazoa, Chordata, Actinopteri, Semionotiformes, Lepisosteidae. The record is from RefSeq and is a predicted model, not a curated record. Gene Ontology annotation, cellular component: membrane.